Dipodomys spectabilis (banner-tailed kangaroo rat) is the source of this 855-nucleotide messenger RNA. RefSeq names its product cone-rod homeobox (gene Crx). NCBI's taxonomy places the organism in Eukaryota, Metazoa, Chordata, Mammalia, Rodentia, Heteromyidae. Bases 4 to 855 code for a protein of 283 amino acids. Gene Ontology annotation, molecular function: RNA polymerase II cis-regulatory region sequence-specific DNA binding; DNA-binding transcription factor activity, RNA polymerase II-specific. The transcript is spliced from 3 exons. The record is from RefSeq and is a predicted model, not a curated record. Gene Ontology annotation, cellular component: nucleus. Gene Ontology annotation, biological process: regulation of transcription by RNA polymerase II; multicellular organism development.
ACCAUGAUGGCGUAUAUGAACCCCGGGGCCCACUACUCCGUCAACGCCUUGGCCCUGAGUGGCCCCAGUGUGGAUUUGAUUCGCCAGGCUGUGCCCUACCCGAGCGCCCCCCGGAAGCAGCGGAGGGAGCGGACCACCUUCACCCGCGGCCAGCUGGAGGAGCUGGAGGCCCUGUUCGCCAAGACCCAGUACCCAGAUGUGUACGCCCGCGAGGAGGUGGCCCUGAAGAUCAACCUCCCCGAGUCCAGGGUCCAGGUUUGGUUCAAGAACCGCAGGGCCAAGUGCAGGCAACAGAGGCAGCAGAAACAACAGCAGCAGCCGCCCGGCGCCCCAGCCAAGGCCCGGCCCAGCAAGAAGAAGGCCACCAUGUCCCCACAGCCGGCCACCGACACGUGUGAGGACCCGCUGGGCAUCUCCGACUCCUACAGCCCCCCUCUGCCAGGCCCCUCGGCCUCUCCCACCGCGGCCGUGGCCUCCGUGGCCAUCUGGAGUCCAGCCUCGGAGUCCCCUCUGCCCGAGGCCCAGCGGGCUGCGCCCUACGCCAUGACCUACGCCCCGGCCCCGGCCUUCUGCGCCUCCCCAUCGGCCUAUGGCUCACCCAGCUCCUACUUCAGCGGCCUAGACCCCUACCUCUCUCCCAUGGUGCCCCAGUUGGGGGGCCCUGCCCUGAGCCCCCUGGCCGGCCCGACCCUCGCCCAGUCCCCCAACUCUUUGUCAGGCCAGGGGUACGGAGCUUACAGCCCCGUGGACAGCCUGGAGUUCAAGGAUCCCACGGCUACCUGGAAGUUCAGCUACAACGCCAUGGAUACCCUAGACUGCCGUGAUCAGAGCGCUUGGAAGUUCCAGAUCUUGUAG